ACUCAUUUUUGUUUACGUUCUUCCAAUUAAUUAAUCAAACACAGCGGACGCCAGGACUCGUAGUAACACGAAAGCCCUCGGCUCUAUCCUUUCGAAAGUCGUAACGAAGAAGAGAAAAUAAACUACCGGUGUCGCCGGCGACGAAAUCACCGCCGUCGCAAAAUUUGCACAUUCCAUCUUCCGCCUCAACCACCGUAAGCAUAUAAUGUUCCUUAGAACUUUCUAGGAAGUUUUUGAUGAAUUUGGGGAAACAAUGGCAAGCCAUUCAGGAAGAGGAGUCCCUUCAAAUGGUUCUGUUUAUGUUUGUAAUCUACCUCAGGGAACCGAUGAAACUAUGUUAGCUGAAUAUUUCGGGACCAUUGGCUUGCUAAAGAAAGAUAAGCGAACUGGUCGACCUAAGAUAUGGUUAUACAGAGACAAGGCAACAAAUGAGCCCAAAGGAGAUGCUACUGUUACUUAUGAGGAUCCCCAUGCUGCAUUGGCUGCUGUUGAAUGGUUUAACAACAAGGAUUUCCAUGGAAGCACAAUUGGGGUUUUUAUAGCAGAGAGUAAGAAUAGUAAUGCUGGUGGAGAUCCUCCAACUGUGGCUGGUGAUGGUGGCGGAUUGGAGGAAGAUGCGGCUAGGGACAUGAAUGGGGGUGGUGGAAGGGGUAGAGGUCGGGGUGAUGCUUCGGGAAAAACAUGGCAACAGGAGGGAGACUGGCUCUGUCCAAAUACAAGUUGUUCCAAUGUAAAUUUCGCCUUCCGUGGUGUGUGCAACCGUUGCGGAAGUGCUCGACCUGCAGGUGCAUCUGGUGGUGGUGGAGGGGCUGGCGGUCAUGGGAAGGGUCGUGGUGCCCAUGACUCUGGAAGUCAUGGCCGAGGAGCAGUGGGUGCUACUGGUGGACUUUUUGGCCCAAAUGAUUGGCCUUGUCCUAUGUGUGGCAACAUCAACUGGGCUAAGCGUACGAAAUGCAAUAUAUGCAACACCAAUAAACCUGGUCACAAUGAGGGUGGUGUGAGAGGAGGACGUGGUGGUGGUUACAAGGAACUUGAUGAAGAAGAGAUAGAGGAAACAAGGCGACGUCGACGUGAGGCAGAAGAAGAUGAUGGUGAGAUGUAUGAUGAGUUUGGCAAUCUCAAGAAAAAAUUCCGAGCCAAAACACAACAAGCUGAAGCUGGACGAGGGCUACCAGGUUCGGGCCGUGCUGGCUGGGAGGUUGAGGAACUAGGUAUUGGGAUCAUUACUUUGAUAACUGGUUCAUAUUAGGAUAUGGUAUUUUAAGAUACUGAUUGUCAUACAUGUGAAGGCUAUUAAAAUCUAUGUUGCUCUGACUCUUCAUUUUCCCUGAAGCACCCAUGUUCAACACAUAUCCAACAGACAUGGGUAUGAAGGUCUGGCCCUCCAAAUAUAUGGAAAAACUUAGAAAAAAAUUGAAUGUACCUGUAUCCAACACUCAUCUUCGAGUCCUUGUAAUAUAGAUUACAACAAAUAGACAAUGUGAAAGAAACCUUCUACUUAGGCUUUGCUAGCGCCAGAUCAGUUUGACUAGUGAUUUGUGGUACUAAAAUAGAUGUAGGAGGUAACCACAUCUCAUAACAUCUUUAUAUCAGACAGAUACUCAUCUUAAACUUCCAUAUAGGUAUAGAAUACUUAAAACAUCUAAAUUUUCAAGGGAAAAAAAUUUCAACUUAAGAUGUGCCACUAAAACUUACCUAUUGUUAUAUGCAUAUCAGAUGCUGUAGGGCUGUGCCUAUUUAUGUUUGUUUUGUCUAUGGGUAAUUUAAAAGGAUGAAAUGAAAGUAAGAAUUCAGAAUUUUAUUUCCUUUUUUUUUGUAGCAAACCAUAUCAAACCUAAUUUUGCUUUAGUUUGGCUGUAAAAUGUAAACAAUUUUGGAAAACAAAAAAUAGAAAAAAUGUUUUUUUCUAAAAAAUUUUAUUUUUGAAAUGAAAAACCUAAAAAAUUGGAAAAAAA
Molecule: messenger RNA, 1955 nt
Organism: Theobroma umbraticum
Lineage: Eukaryota; Viridiplantae; Streptophyta; Magnoliopsida; Malvales; Malvaceae
Gene: TAF15
Product: TBP-associated factor 15
Molecular function (GO): RNA binding
Source: RefSeq, a predicted model, not a curated record